Messenger RNA from Paramecium pentaurelia, 380 nucleotides. NCBI's taxonomy places the organism in Eukaryota, Ciliophora, Oligohymenophorea, Peniculida, Parameciidae. The record is from the annotation of a GenBank genome assembly.
AUGUAAAGAAUUCAUAAUUUCUUUAAAUUCUCAAAAAAUAUCUGUUUUUAUGUUCAAAGUGAAAUCAAUCCACAAAUUAAACUUACUAUAAAUGCAAUAGAAGGUGAAAUUUUAGCAAAGGAAUUAAAAAGACAUAAAGUACCAUUACCUUUUGAGUGUGGAUUUUCAUGUUCAUGUUCUACUUGUUCAGUUUUAUUAGCUAAUUCUAAUGAUUUUAAUAAUAUUUAGAUUGCUUAACCUCAAAGUUAAGAAGAAAUCAAUGUAUUGACAACUGAAGGAAAGGGUGGAAGGUAUUUAUUAAUAGAAAUAAUUUAAGAGUUCGUCUAUCUUGUUAAAUUAAUGUAUGUAAAGAAUUAGAAGGUGUUACAUUAUUAAUUUGA